Messenger RNA from Cannabis sativa, 1483 nucleotides. Its product is annotated as glucan endo-1,3-beta-glucosidase, basic vacuolar isoform. Gene Ontology annotation, molecular function: hydrolase activity, hydrolyzing O-glycosyl compounds. The coding region runs from base 161 to 1246 and encodes 361 amino acids. Gene Ontology annotation, biological process: carbohydrate metabolic process. The transcript has 2 exons. Lineage: Eukaryota; Viridiplantae; Streptophyta; Magnoliopsida; Rosales; Cannabaceae. The record is from RefSeq and is a predicted model, not a curated record. Gene Ontology annotation, cellular component: plasma membrane.
UGAUUUGUAUAAUAAGACCAUACUAGCUAGGCGGCCAAUAAAAAAUCAAGUUGAUUUACAAUAAUAAUAAUAAUAAUCAAGUUAAUUAUAACAUCUCUAUAUAAAGACCUGAAAUAUAACAUCAAAAUACUCAAUUUGGUUACCAAUAAACACAUCUCUAAUGGCUACUACUACAAUGCUUCUUUUGGGUUUAUUCAUAGUUGCAAUUAAUCUUGGCAUUUCAGGUGCACAAUCAGUAGGUGUUUGUUAUGGAAUGAUGGGUAAUAAUUUACCAUCAAAAUCAGAAGUUGUGGCUCUGUACAAGGCAAACAACAUAAACAGAAUGAGACUUUAUGAUCCAAAUCAUGAAGCUUUAAAUGCUCUUAGAGGCUCAAACAUAGAGGUAAUUCUUGGUUUUCCAAACUCAGAUCUUCAAAAGCUUGCAGACCCUUCACAAGCAACAUCAUGGGUCCAACAAAAUGUGGUCAAUUUCUGGCCAAGUGUGAGAUUCAAGUACAUUGCAGUUGGAAAUGAAGUGAGUCCAAUUAGUGGAAAUACAGCUUGGCUUGCUCAGUUUGUUUUACCAGCUUUGGUAAAUGUGUUCAAUGCAGUUAGAUCAGCUGGUCUCCAAGACCAAAUUAAGGUCUCCACAGCAAUUGACACAACAUUAAUAGGCAAAUCUUUUCCACCAUCUGAAGGUGCUUUUAGAGGUGACAUUAGAGGUUUUAUUGAGCCAAUUGUUGGUCAUUUGGUUUGGGCUAAAACACCUCUUUUGGCUAAUAUAUAUCCUUAUUUUAGCCAUAGGGAUAACCCUGGUGCUAUCUCACUCCAAUAUGCUCUUUUCACUUCUCCAAAUGUGGUUGUUUGGGACAAAGGAUUGGGAUACCAAAAUCUCUUUGAUGCAAUAUUAGAUGCAUUGUACUCUUCUCUUGAAGGUGUUUGGGGUGGCUCAUUAGAUGUUGUGGUGUCCGAAAGUGGUUGGCCCUCGGCCGGUGGUUUCGCCACCUCGGAUGACAAUGCAAGGACUUAUCUCUCAAAUCUUAUUAGGCAUGUCAAGAAAGGUUCCCCUAAGAGGCCUAACAAGCCUAUUGAGACCUAUAUUUUUGCUAUGUUUAAUGAGAACCAAAAACAACCAGAGUUGGAGAAGCAUUUUGGGGUUUUUUUCCCUGAUAAAAGACCAAAAUACAACCUCAAUUUUGGUGGAGAAAGAAUAUGGGAUUUCUCAGCUGAACAUAAUGCUACACUCCCUCUUGUGAGUGAUAUGUAAGAGUAAUCUUUAUCUAUUAAGAGGUAAGGUAAGAGAGAAGAAUGUGUUAUUGUUCAAUAAUAGAAUCUACAAUGCUUGCUUUAUCUUCAUAGGUAAGCAUAGUAUGUGAGAUUUUGAGAGUACAAGAUUUCAUGUCAUCUUAUGUACUUUUUAUUUCUCUGAAGUUAUGAAGGAAAAAAAUGGUUUGUAUUUUACCUUACACUAAGUAGUGUGAUUAGAAUAUAUAGCACUUUCUAU